GGCUGUUCGGGUCAAGGGCGAAGCUGUCUGAGAUAGCCACCAUGCAAUUUGUUCGCGCGUCCGGCUCGUAUCCAGAUAUCUUGAUCCCACAAGUUCAUGCUUGGGAUGUUUCAUUUUCUAAUCCAGCUGGUGAACCUUAUGUUCUCAUGGACAUCGCCCACGGACGAAAGCUCGACAAUCUCACCCUCGAUAACAAUAACCUUCGUGGUCUGGAUGGUAUGUCAGAAGUGCAGCAACUAGCCGUCAUAAAAACUCUGGCAAAGCUACAAUCUACUUUGUCUGCACCCUUACUGUUCGACAAGAUUGGCAGCAUUACCCUCAACGACGAAAGAAUCCCUACCGUAUGACCACUCCUCACCGUCACACAGCGGAACCUUCAAGUUUGGGGACCAUAUCAAUCCGUCAUGGAUAUCUGGAGGACCCGACUGGAGCAUGAGAUCUAGAUCUUGCACGCUAUGAAGGAAUGGUCCAAGCUUGAGAAGGACCAACUUUCCUGAUCCCUCUCAGCACCCGGAUGCACCCCCAAAAAGUUUUCUGAACUCUUUCAACUUCUCUCCUCGCUCAUACCUCACUUCGUACCUCCAUUGUCUUACUUCCCUUAGUCUUAUGCCGUCCCGACCUCGCAUUCUGCAACAU
This is a messenger RNA of Suillus clintonianus, 636 nucleotides long. RefSeq lists its product as uncharacterized. Lineage: Eukaryota; Fungi; Basidiomycota; Agaricomycetes; Boletales; Suillaceae. The coding region runs from base 42 to 347 and encodes 101 amino acids. The record is from RefSeq and is a predicted model, not a curated record. The transcript has a single exon.